UCAUGUCAACAGUCAAGUAGUGUAGAAGUGUUCGUGAUAAUCGAUGAAUAGAAUAGGUUUUAUUGGGUUAUUAAAUCUCUUCGUGCGUGUGCAAAUGCACGAAGCGUUAGAAAAGUUUAUGUUGAUUUCUUUACAAGCCUAGCAUACACAUCGACACAUACAUGUACACAUGUAACAGUUGGCGGACCUUGUACUUUCACUUUUGGUGGGCUGAUGAGUUCACAAAGUCAUGAAUAGAAUGAAAAAACUGGAUGUUGACCUAGAAUGGCUGAAUGGAAAAAAUUUGUCCAUUGUCGUCCUGGGUUUUGUGUGCCUGAAAACGUCACACUCCAUCUAUAAAUACUACAGGACAAAGUCAAAGGUCAAGGCCAAGAGAGAAGAGUGUCUGGCUGCAUGUGAGAAGUUGGCAGAACAUUUGAAUGAAAAAGGGGUCACAAAAGACAAGAUAGAUGACAUCACAGUCCUGCCAAUCAGUGACCUGGUACACAAACUUCAGACGGGAGAAGUAUUGGCGGUGGAUGUAAUCGAGUGUUACCAAGCUGCUGCCUUGGAAAUCAAUCGCAAAUUGAACUGUGUGGUGGAACCAAUAUGGGAGGCUGAGGAGGUGGCCCUCAUGAGGGAUCAGAAGACCGGGUCAAAGGGCCUGCUUCAUGGGAUACCUGUCAGUAUAAAGGAAAACUACUACAUCAAGGGAUAUGACUGCACUGCAGGAAUGCAGAAGUGUAUAGGAGAACCCGUCUCAGAAGAUGCGGUGAUUGUCAAGGUUCUUAAGAAGCAGGGAGCUGUCCCCUUCGUUCGUACCAAUGUUCCUCAAACUAUGAUGACAUUUGAGUGUUCAAAUCCAAUAUAUGGCAGAACUCUUAAUCCGUAUGAUGAAGAUCGAGGCCCUGGUGGUUCAUCCGGAGGGGAAGGAGCCCUGAUAGCUGCAGGGGGAUCCAUUUUAGGGAUUGGCACCGAUAUAGGAGGUAGCAUCAGGAUUCCAGCCAACAUGUGUGGUAUAUGUGGGUUGAAACCAACAGCAGGAAGAAUCAGUUCAGGCGGUACUCACAAACUAACGAAAGGGCAAACCUUAGUACGGACAUCAGCUGGUGUGCUAUCCAGAGAUGUUGAUGGUGUUGUCAUGGCAAUGAGGGCUUUGUUAUGUCAGUAUAUGUUUGAACUCGACCCCACAGUCCCUCCAGUGCCAUUUAGAGAGGAAAUGUAUAAUGACAAGAGGCCCCUGAGGAUUGGCUUUUAUUUGGAUGAUGGCUACAUUCCUUCAGUUCCAUCAAUGCACCGAGCAGUAGAGAAAACAAAGGAGGCACUGGAAGCUCGGGGACAUACAAUGAUUCCAAUGCAACCACUGGAUGCAAAGCGAAUGUUAAGGCUCUUUUUGGACACCGUGGGAGCAGACGGCACUAGGACAUACCUUGUUAACAUGAAGGAUGACAUAUAUGACUCCACAGUUCGUCGGUUUUUCUACACCUCCCAUCUUCCAACAGCAGCACAAAAGUUAAUAGCGGGGAUAAUGUCUGUUGUUUCUAGGGAUGAUAUGGCAGGAUACAUGAUUCGAGCUCUCUCAGGGAUCAGGUCAGUGUAUGAUUAUUGGAACCACGCAGUGGACAUUGAAGACUAUAAGGAUGAGACUUUGGCCCUAUGGAGGACCCUGGGCAUUGAUGCUGUUGUUUGCCCGGGCUUCGCUUUCCCUGCUGUCCCACACAAUUCGUUUGGAGAUUUAGUUGGUGGGUGUGUUUACUCAACUAUGUACAACGUACUGAACUACCCUGCAGGAGUUGUUCCGGUUACCAAAGUAACAGAACAAGAUAUUAAGGAUAUGGCUAAUUACCCCCAAAAGACAAUGUUUGAGAGGAAUAUAAAAAAGAUGAUGUUGGGUGGUACAGUAGGGUUGUCCUGUGGAGUGCAGUGUGUCGCCCUGCCAUACAAGGAGGAACUGGUGCUGCGCCUGAUGAAAGAAAUUGAGCAUGGGGUCAAGGAAGAGAAUUAAGAAAGACAUGUACAAGGGAGAUAAUUAAGAAAGGCGUGGAGAGAAUUGAGAAAGGUGUUUUUUCACCAGAUGAAUUAAGGUUGAUAAAUUGUGUAGCAAAGUAGGCAUAAAUGUGUGUUAGUUUAAAUUUCAUGUAUGUAAAACUUUAAGUUGUACAUCAAGGGCAGCCAAUGUAAACUCAGAUUGCAAUAUUUAAUUCACUGAGACAAUCACAUCUUAAAGGAGUAUGAACAAGAUUUUGGUAAAAAGAAAUUACUUGGAUAUUAAUUGCAAUAUUAUAGUACAUUUAUUUGAUAUGCGUGAAACAUAGCAACAAAUCAUGACACAGAGAUGCAAGGGUAGUUGCUAAAACGCGGAACGGAAAAUGAAAUGGAAGACGGUAUGGAAAACGGAAAAUAUUGUAUGCAAUAAUGUUAUGAGGAGGUCAGCAUUUUGCAAAAUAAAAGGUUUAUCAUGAACAAGGGAAGCAGAAAUUAGAGAAAACGGGAAGCCAUCCACACAAUCCACCGGUUCUCUAUUUUGUGUUGCUUAUAGGAGUUAUGAGAUUGAUCACUGUUUGUUGUCUUCACCUUUCAUACUUCAUACUAAUCAUUAGCUUACCAUGAAAAAUAUCAAUAUAAAAAAAAAAUAACCGUACUGAGAAAGACUUGAAUUUUCAAAUUUCACAUCCAAUGAAUAACCUCCUUGUAAAUGUGCGUUAAUGACGUUUUGCCACGGGCGGCAUAUAAAGUAUGUGUGUUCUUUCCAUUCUCUACUCAUAGGUGUCGCUGCUCACUAACACAUCUGUCAAUGCCGACAUUUCAAAAUUCUUAUUAAAACGCUUUGUAAAUUCUUAUGCAAACGUUGAACUUCGCUUAGUCAAUUUAUGGUGCAGAAAUUUAAGAUGAAAUUGUGUUACGGCUUGUAAACAAUUUCAAAAAUUUUUUAUUUUAAUCAUAAAGUAUUUUCUUCUGAAUUUCAGUGUAAUUAUUGAAUUCUUUUCCAAUUUGCGUUCCGUCUUCCGUUCCGUUUUCCAUUCCGCAUUUUAGCAACACCCAGAUGCAAGGCAUGAGCCCUGGUUAUCUUUACAUGUUAAUACACAGAAAUACAAGGCAUGAGCCCAGGUUAUCUUUACAUGUUAAUACACAGAAAUACAAGGCAUGAGCCCAGGUUAUCUUUACAUGUUAAUACACAGAAAUACAAGGCAUGAGCCCAGGUUAUCUUUACAUGUUAAUACACACAAGGCAUGAGCCCAGGUUAUCUUUACAUGUUAAUACACAGAAAUACAAGGCAUGAGCCCUGGUUAUCUUUACACGUUAAUACACAGAAAUACAAGGCAUGAGCCCUGGUUAUGUUUACAUGUUAAUACACAGAAAUACAAGGCAUGAGCCCUGGUUAUGUUUACAUGUUAAUACACAGAAAUACAAGGCAUGAGCCCUGGUUAUCUUUACAUGUUAAUACACAGAAAUACAAGGCAUGAGCCCUGGUUAUCUUUACAUGUUAAUACACACAAGGCAUGAGCCCAGGUUAUCUUUACAUGUUAAUACACACAAGGCAUGAGCCCUGGUUAUGUUUACAUGUUAAUACACAGAAAUACAAGGCAUGAGCCCAGGUUAUCUUUACAUGUUAAUACACAGAAAUACAAGGCAUGAGCCCAGGUUAUCUUUACAUGUUAAUACACACAAGGCAUGAGCCCAGGUUAUCUUUACAUGUUAAUACACAGAAAUACAAGGCAUGAGCCCUGGUUAUGUUUACAUGUUAAUACACAGAAAUACAAGGCAUGAGCCCAGGUUAUCUUUACAUGUUAAUACACACAAGGCAUGAGCCCAGGUUAUCUUUACACGUUAAUACACAGAAAUACAAGGCAUGAGCCCUGGUUAUGUUUACAUGUUAAUACACAGAAAUACAAGGCAUGAGCCCUGGUUAUGUUUACAUGUUAAUACACAGAAAUACAAGGCAUGAGCCCUGGUUAUCUUUACAUGUUAAUACACAGAAAUACAAGGCAUGAGCCCUGGUUAUCUUUACAUGUUAAUACACACAAGGCAUGAGCCCAGGUUAUCUUUACACGUUAAUACACAGAAAUACAAGGCAUGAGCCCUGGUUAUCUUUACAUGUUAAUACACAGAAAUACAAGGCAUGAGCCCUGGUUAUGUUUACAUGUUAAUACACAGAAAUACAAGGCAUGAGCCCAGGUUAUCUUUACAUGUUAAUACACAGAAAUACAAGGCAUGAGCCCUGGUUAUGUUUACAUGUUAAUACACAGAAAUACAAGGCAUGAGCCCGGGUUAUCUUUACAUGUUCAUGUGCGACUCAACUAUCAACAUAACACCAAGUUGACAGCUUUGGAGAAACUAUUCAGUUGUUACUUCUUUGUGCUUGCUCCCUAAAUUGAUUGAGCAAUAAUUCAUGUUGAAAUGUUGCAUGCUGUUGACCUACAUUUUAGAAAUUUUGCAUGCUGUUGACCUACAUUUUAGAAAUUUUGCAUGCUGUUGACCUACUUUUUAGAAAUCUUGGUGUUUUCAUUAUACAUAUAUGUACAUGGUAUACUAAGCUGCAAUAAUGCAACCCUCUCUGACUUUUUAAAAUUACUUGGGGGGGGGGGGGUAAAAACCCUCUUCCGAAAAUGUCAGAAUAUUAAAAAAAAUUGAAGAGGGCUACAUUAUUGCAGCUGGUGGAUAACAAGCGCUUGUUUACAUUCCUAUCAAAUGUGUGAGCAUAAACACAUUUAGAUUAACAUGGUGGCUUACAAACACAUGUAGAUUAACAUGGUGACUUACAAACACAUGUAGAUUAACAUGGUGACUUACAAACACAUGUAGAUUAACAUGCUGGCUUACACAAUUAGGUGGCUGGGUUUUAAGUAAAUACAAAGUGUAUCCUGUGUAAAAAUAAUUUUAAUUUACUUGUUUAUAAAUUUAAAGAUCUCUAUUUCAGAACUAUAACUAAAAAACCGUCAAUUUCAAUCAAUCAAAAAUCCUGUCCAUGCUCCUUUAAUGCUGAUAUUAAUUCAUAUUAUUAAUUGUUCAAUAAGUUAUCAUUACAUUUGUAUGUAAUGAUUUUUUUAUGCUCAUGUUAUUGGAGAUUCUGGGGCAUAUCGUUUUUGGUCUGUCUUUAUACCCCCCCGCAACAAGUUGUGUGUGUGUGUGGGGGGGGGGGGGGGGGGGGGGGGUAUACUGGAAUCGGGUUGUCCGUCCGUCUGUCCGUCCAUCCGUCUGUAGACGCAAUGAUUUCCGGGCUCUAAAGCAUUAUCCUUUCUACCUACCGUCACCAUAUCAUAUAUAUGGACUACCUAUGGGAUGAAGAUGUUCCCUAUCGAUUUUGGGGUCAAAAGGUCAAAGGUGAAGUGCACUGGACAUCGAAGUAGCAAUAUGGUUUCCGGGCUCUAAAGCGUUAUCCUUUCCACCUACAGUCACCAUAUCAUACAUAAUUAUGGACUACCCAUGGGAUGAAGAUGUUCCCUAUUGAUUUUGGGGUCAAAGGUCAAGCGCACUGGACAUCGAAGUAGCAAUAUGGUUUCCAGGCUCUAAAGCGUUAUCCUAUCCACCUACAGUCACCAUAUCAUACAUAUGGACUACCCAUGGGAUGAAGAUGUUCCCUAUCGAUUUUGGGGUCAAAAGGUCAAAGGUCACGCGCACUGGACAUCGAAGUAGCAAUAUGGUUCGGUUUGUCAUGCCUUUUUUUUUAUUUACACUCAGAAAAGAGGUAGUUUAUACCUAUUACCAACACCCUUUGGGAGAUUGGGGUAAGCGGGGGGUAUUCUUAGUGAGCAUUGCUCACAGUACCUCUUGUUUUAUCUGUAAAAACUUUAACCUUGGCCAUAACGUUUAAAUGAAUGGUGAUAGGGCUUACAUAUUCCAAAUCUGUAUUCCUUGUGACAAGAUCUUUCUUUGGGUACCAAAGUCUUAAUUUCUUGACCUUGGGAUUUGAUCUACUAUUGAAAAACUUUAACCUUGACCAUUAUAAACUUUUUUGCCAUACAGGGGCAUCAGUAUUUCACAAACACAUCUUGUUGAUAAAUGUAUUAUAUUAUUUAUUGAUUGUUAUUAAUUUAUGAGAGAGGCAACACAAUGUGAGUUGCAUCUUAUAUACAUGUAAUGCAAACAAAGAUUUCUAUCUCAAUCAUAUAAAAUAAUGUGCUAAUAAUUUUAAUGAAUUUUAAAUGCUAAUUAACUGUAGGACUUCUUAAUAAUUGAUAGUUUCAUUUCCAAAUAAUUUUAGGUCACCUGAGUCACUGAGGUGACCUCCUCUCUUAGUCUGGGUGUGUUGUCCAUUGCAUGUUAAUGAUUAAAGAUUUCUUCAUAGCUACCAUUCCAAUUCUUGUCAAAUUUGGUAUGAAGCAUCUUUGGGACAACAGGCACAUGUCAAGUAGUUUUCUUUCUUUUUUACAUUAAUCUUUCAAUUUAUAACUUUUAAUUAAACAUGUGUCCCCAUAUCUCCAAAUGCUUGUGGAGUAAUAUCCUGGAACCACAAUUACACUAGUAGAUUUAAAAUUUCUUUUCAUGCACAUUGUUUUGUGCUUUAAGGCAGUAUAGUGUAUGUGUUUUAUUCUCCUUGCAUUGCUUUGUCAUAAGUAAUCAGAUCAUUGAAUAAUAUGACACUUAUUUACUGUUAUACCAAGAAAUUUCACAUUAAAAAUUCAGGGAC
This is a messenger RNA of Ostrea edulis (European flat oyster), 6607 nucleotides long. Its product is annotated as vitamin D3 hydroxylase-associated protein-like. Gene Ontology annotation, molecular function: fatty acid amide hydrolase activity; amidase activity. Lineage: Eukaryota; Metazoa; Mollusca; Bivalvia; Ostreida; Ostreidae. The record is from RefSeq and is a predicted model, not a curated record. The transcript has 19 exons. Gene Ontology annotation, biological process: fatty acid catabolic process. Bases 230 to 1984 code for a protein of 584 amino acids.